Molecule: messenger RNA, 2258 nt
Organism: Melanotaenia boesemani (Boeseman's rainbowfish)
Lineage: Eukaryota; Metazoa; Chordata; Actinopteri; Atheriniformes; Melanotaeniidae
Exons: 15
Coding region: 785-2254 (489 amino acids)
Biological process (GO): DNA integration
Source: RefSeq, a predicted model, not a curated record
UGGAGCUUCCCACUGUUGUACGGUGUACAUUUUAGGACAUCCUCGUAGUCAGAGUCAGGUGUCAAGUAUCAGGAAAAAGUUGUCAGAUGUUAGUGUCAGAGUCAGGAAAAAAGUUGUCGGAGUCAGAAAAAAAGUUGUCAGAGUCAGAGUCAGAAAAAAAGUUGUCAGAGUCGGAGUCAGAAAAAAAGUUGUCAGAGUCGGAGUCAGGAAAAAGUCGUCGGAAAAAAAGUUGUCAGAACGACAGCUAUGUCACUAAAAUGCGACAACGCUGUACCAUACAUCACACAGUCCGCGACGAAGGCCAGUCAAACGUCUCAACCACGGGAAACGGUAAGACUGCCUGUUGUUCAUUUUGAUAAUAAAACUUGACAAAAACUAAACAAACAAACGUAUGCAUAGCACUGUAAUAGCAUGUAAAUGCAUAUGAAUGUUUUUAAAUUACAAUGUUUGCUCUGUAUCUUUAUUUAGUUUCAAUGAUAGUCAGCAGAAAGGUUUAAACACUGCACUCUGAGAUUCAUGCACAAUGAAUGGGGGACCCGCUACGAUAAUAAUAAUAGCAUGGCUCGAAAUAUGUGCAUGCAUUACGAUUAAACACGCCAAUCUGAUUUGAGAUAUACGCCGAAUGAAUGGGGACCAUGUAAUGAUAACGACUAAAGCUACGAUAAAAGCAGUAAUUGUAGGCGUCUUUGGCUGUAAAUAACCACCUGUAGAGUCAAAUAGAUGAUUUCACAGUGGCAUUAAUUUAUUUUGCUAAUAAUUCAUUGUCAACUACCUAUUUCAGAAAAUGGAAAAAAUAAAACGCUACGAGGAGCUGAGGAGAGAGCUUGACAAUGGUAACAUUUCUUAUCCAUCAACAACACCACAUUUGUUUAAUAUUAUCACUGCAAUGUAUAUCAUUCUUUCAGGCGAAAUCACCCAGAAAGGUUUUGACGCCAGAGUCAAAACCCUGCUGUCCAGCGCACAGAGAGAGGGGACAGCACAAGUCUUCAAAGCAGACACAUCAGCUGAGAGCAGAGAUGCAAUGAUAGCAUCAUUGUUUCAAAAAGGACUCAAACAGAGAGAAAUUCUUGGCAUGCUGAUGUCAAAUGGAGUGAAAAUCAGUGCGAGACACCUAAGACGGCUUUUGAAAGAACUUGGGCUAAGACGAAGAGGUCUUCAGCGUCCUUUUUUUGAAAUUCAGAAAGCUGUAGAGAGUGAGAUGAAAAAGGGCAGUCCUGAUCAAGGCAUAAGGGCAAUACUGCAGCGUGUCCGUGAUGUCAGGGGAAUACAGCCCUGCUACAGAGGGGAUGUUGCAGAUGCCAUGAGAAAUCUGGAUGCCAGUGGUCUUCGAAGAAGAUACCCUGGCCAGAAAAAAAUCCCACGUAGGAACUACAUUAGCCGUGGCCCAAAUGACACUUGGCACAUUGAUGGUAAUGACAAGCUUAAGUUCUUUGGACUGUGGAUCCACCUUUGUAUUGAUGGAUUUUCAAGAAAAGUGAUUUGGUUGAAAGUUGGCAUAUCUAACAGGAGACCAGCAUUUGUCGGAAGAUAUUUCUAUGAUGCCGUGGUGGAACAGGGGGGUUGUCCCAGUUUGAUUCGGGGUGACCGAGGAAAGGAGAACCUCGUCGUUGGUGAGAUGCAGGUUGCUUUCCACCUAAGGCGAUUAGGAAAUAGGGCAAAGGAAUGUUUUCGAAUGGGGAAGUCUGUGCACAAUCAGAGAGCUGAAUUCUUCAACAGUGUGUUGAAAAAAACCUGGAUAAAAAAAUGGCUGUCAACAUUUGAGACCAUGAUGAGCAACAACAUCCUGGAGUUGGAUAACCCUGUUCACAUCAAUUGCUUGCAGUACACUUAUCUUCCUCUGCUUCAAGAAGACCUUAAGACAGAGCAGAUGAUGUGGAAUAAUCACAGCAUCCGCAAGCAACGGAAAGCUCCAGGUCCAUUUGGGAAGCCUGACGUUCUGUACUCCUCACCGCCUCCUGGCUACACCAACAUGUUGUGGUCUGUGGAUGCAGACCUUCUUGCUCAUGCUGCCGAAAGUAUCUGUGAGAGUGGAGCACCACUGACAGUGGCAAACCAACCAUUUCGGGAUAUAUGUGGAAGCAUCCUGAGGGGCAAGCCUUUCCCUUGUUCGGCAGAUGAGUGUUUGGCUGCAUAUGUCCAGCUCAUCGUGCAAUUUGCCACAGCCAUGGACACCCAUGCCAUUAGCUUACCAACAACAUUUGCUGAGGCCAAUGACAUCUACACAUUUUUGCAUGCAGAAAUGGGAGGACAAUAAAAGU